Camelina sativa (false flax) is the source of this 2481-nucleotide messenger RNA. Its product is annotated as protein DA1-related 6. Lineage: Eukaryota; Viridiplantae; Streptophyta; Magnoliopsida; Brassicales; Brassicaceae. Gene Ontology annotation, molecular function: ubiquitin binding. The record is from RefSeq and is a predicted model, not a curated record.
CUUCUAAUUAUUACUUCAAAAUUCGAUCUCAAUUUAGAAACGUAAGUUUAUUAAAUUCGACGGCUUGAAAAAAGAAUAUCCUUGUUACAAGCUUUGUCCUAUCAUUAAUGUGUCAUUCAGAGAACCGUGUCUGCAUCAAACCAAAAUUCGGACUUUUUUAGUAAAAAAAAAAAAAAAAAACCCCUCCAUGUGAAAACUCCACUUUUAUCAUCAUCCUUAUAUAUAAGUCUCUGCAUUCCACUUUCAGCGCUCAAGUGCCGUCGUGCUCUUGGAGACUCUUGUUCUUUCGGAUAUCUUUCUCCUCUCAGGGGAAAAAGGUUGGCCAGAUCGGUGAAAAAGUUGGUUGCAGAAGAUGCGGUGCCUCCCCUCCUGCUUCAAACCCUCUACUUCUGAGGAUCGUUUUGAAGAUGAAAUUUAUGAGGUCAUACAAGUUUCAGUGCAUGAAGCUGACAUCCAAAGAGCUAAACAGCUUUCUUUGGUCGUUCAUGAAGAGGAACAAUUUAAUUUGGCCAUUCAGGAAUCAUCCCGUUUUCGUCAGCAAGAGGAGGAAGAAGAAAGUAGGCGCACCAGAGAGUUAGAAAGGGAUGCGCAGGUAGCAAAUGGUCUUCUAUAUGAGGAAAGAGAAAGGCAGAUCAAUAACAAUACUGCGUUGGGAGAUGAAGAGGACGAGCAGCUUCCUAAGACUGUUCUGGAGAGUUUAAAAGACAUAGGCAAAAGAAAGAAAUUUGAAGAUGAUCAAGUGGAGAAUGAUAAACAGCAUGCUCUUAUGGUUCAGGAGAGUCUGAACAUGGCAGAGUAUCCCACUCGAAUUGAAGAUAAUAAAAGUAUUCCUCGUAGAGCUCCGCAACAUGUAGAUAAGCAGCUUACUAAGGCUGUUAAGGAGAGUUCAAAGGACAAAGGCAAAAGAAAGCAAUUCGAAGAUGAUCAAGUGGAGAAUGAUAAACAGCAUGCUCUGAUGGUUCAGGAGAGCCUAAACAUGGUAGAGUCUCCUCCUCGAGUUGAAGAAAAUAACAUCAUUUCCACUAGAGGUCCUGUGGAUGAAGAUGUUCAGCGGAUUAUUUGGGACAGUUUGAAGGAGAAUGGUCCAAGAGAGCAACUCAACAAUGACGUGGAAGAAGAUGGAAAUCCCCCAAAGCUGGAAGAAGAUGUAAAGCUCCCAAAGGUGAAUCGUCCUAGUAGCAUGUGUGGUGGUUGCGACCUUGUGAUCGAACAUGGAAGAUCUGUGAAUGUCUUGGGUGCUCUUUGGCAUCCUGAAUGUUUAAUUUGCCAUGCUUGCGACAAACCAAUUGCCAUCCAGGAGGUUAAAAACUAUGUUUCUAACUCAAGAGGCACUUUUCACAAAUCCUGUUAUGAGCGGUACUGCUAUAUCUGCAAAGGGAAGGUUAGAGAGUUUGGUAAACAUCCGUUCUGGAAGGAAUUAUACUGCCUUGCUCAUGAAACUGAUGGAACUCCCAAAUGUUGCAGUUGCGAAAGGUUAGAGCCUAUGGGAAUGAACUAUGUAGCACUUGGUGAUAGUCGUCUUCUAUGCCUAGAAUGCAUGGAUUCUUCCGUUAUGGAUUCGGAUGAAUGCCAGCCUUUACACUUUGACAUGCGUGAUUUCUUCGAAGGCUUAAACAUGAAGAUUGACAAAGUGUUUCCUUUUCUUUUGGUGGAGAAACAAGCUCUGAAUAAAGCUGAGAAAGAAGAGAAAAUUGACUAUCAGUAUGAGGUGGUAAUCAGAGGAAUAUGCCUGUCUGAAGAGCAGAUUGUCGAUAGUGUCUCACAAGGGCCAACCAGGGGGCUGGACAACAAGCUAACAGGCAUGGCUACAGAACCUCAAAGGGUAGUUCGUGAGUGCGAGGUCACUGCGAUUCUCAUCCUAUAUGGACUUCCUAGGUUACUAACAGGAUACAUCUUGGCUCACGAGAUGAUGCAUGCUUAUCUUAGACUCAAUGGACACAAGAAUCUGAACAAUGUUUUGGAAGAAGGAAUAUGCCAAGUGUUAGGCCACAUGUGGUUGGAGUCUGAGAGAUACGCCUCUAGUGUUGAUGCUAGUGCAGCUGCAGCUUCUUCUUCUUCUUCUUCCCGCGCUCCUCCAGCUAGUGCGUCAAAGAAAGGCGAGUGGUCUGAUUUCGAGAAGAAGCUGGUGGAGUUUUGCAAACAUCAGAUAGAGACAGAUGAAUCACCAGUGUACGGUGACGGGUUCAGGAAGGUUAACGAGAUGGUGGCAAAUUCCAACCUCCCGGAUACCCUCAAAGAGAUUCUUCGCCGGAGAUAAAAAGCCAAUUUACCCACACGUCGACAUAUGAUCCGUAUUCAUAGUUACAUACCGUAUACACAUAUACAUAUCCACACAGACUCACGUUUUUGCAAACUUGCCAUCGCUUUAAAAACUGUUUCUUUCUUCUUCCUUUUCCGGUAAAGUUGGAACCUUUUGAUUCAAUUCUUGCGGUGGAUUUUAUUCCCCUCCCGCUUAUUAAACUAAAGGAACCGUUUUUUCAA